Rangifer tarandus platyrhynchus (Svalbard reindeer) is the source of this 1737-nucleotide messenger RNA. The record is from the annotation of a GenBank genome assembly. NCBI's taxonomy places the organism in Eukaryota, Metazoa, Chordata, Mammalia, Artiodactyla, Cervidae.
AUGAAUUUCCUGCGUCGGCGCCUCUCUGACAGCAGCUUCGUGGCCAACCUGCCAAACGGCUACAUGGCGGACCUGCAGCGCCCAGACAGCUCCACCAGCUCCCCUGCGUCCCCCGCCAUGGAGAGGAGGCACCCUCAGCCCCUGGCAGCCUCCUUCUCCUCUCCAGGGUCCAGCCUCUUUAGCUCCUUCUCCAGUGCCGUGAAGCAGACCUCACAGGCCCCCUCGGGGCUGAUGGAGCCUCCGGCCCCCUCCACGCCUAUUGUUCAGAGGCCCAGGAUCCUGCUGGUGAUCGAUGAUGCCCACACAGACUGGGCCAAGUAUUUCCAUGGAAAGAAGGUGAAUGGAGAGAUUGAGAUCCGAGUGGAGCAGGCUGAAUUCUCAGAGUUGAAUCUAGCCGCCUAUGUUACUGGGGGCUGUAUGGUGGACAUGCAAGUCAUGAGAAAUGGAACCAAGGUUGUAAGAUCCUUCAAGCCGGACUUCAUUCUUGUCCGCCAGCACGCCUACAGCAUGGCCUUGGGCGAAGACUACCGCAGCCUGGUCAUCGGCCUCCAGUAUGGAGGGCUGCCUGCCGUCAACUCCCUCUAUUCUGUCUACAACUUCUGCAGCAAGCCCUGGGUGUUUUCUCAGCUCAUUAAGAUCUUCCAUUCACUGGGUCCUGAGAAGUUCCCGCUUGUGGAGCAAACAUUUUUCCCCAAUCACAAGCCAAUGCUCACAGCCCCUCACUUCCCCGUGGUGGUUAAGCUGGGACAUGCCCACGCCGGAAUGGGAAAGAUCAAAGUAGAAAACCAGCAUGACUACCAGGACAUCACCAGCAUGGUGGCAAUGGCCAAAACCUAUGCCACCACUGAGGCCUUCAUCGACUCCAAGUAUGACAUCCGCAUCCAGAAAAUUGGAUCCAACUACAAAGCUUACAUGAGAACCUCCAUCUCUGGAAACUGGAAGGCCAACACAGGCUCUGCCAUGCUGGAGCAGGUGGCCAUGACAGAGAGGUACAGGCUGUGGGUGGACAGCUGCUCAGAGAUGUUUGGUGGCCUGGACAUCUGUGCUGUCAAGGCCGUCCACAGCAAAGAUGGCAGAGAUUACAUCAUAGAGGUGAUGGACAGCUCAAUGCCCCUGAUUGGGGAGCACGUGGAAGAGGACAAACAGCUGAUGGCCGACCUUGUCAUCUCCAAAAUGAGCCAACUCCUGAUGCCAGGGGGCAUGGUACCCUCACCCCUGAGGCCUUGGGCGCCUCAGACUAAACCAGCAAAAUCCCCUGGGCAAGCCCAACUGGGUCCUCCACUUGGACAACCCCAGCCACGGCCACCCACACAAGGGGGCCCUCGCCCAGUUCAGUCUCCUCAACCCCCAAGAUCUGGGAGCCCCUCCCAGCAGAGGCUCUCCCCACAAGGCCAGCAGCCCCUGAGCCCUCAGUCUGGAUCACCACAGCAGAGAUCACCAGGGUCUCCCCAGCUCUCCCGUGCAUCUGGAGGCAGCUCUCCAAACCAGGCCCCCAAGCCGAGCGCAACCCUUACCUCGCAGCCGCGGCCCCCCGUGCAGGGCCGCAGCACCUCCCAACAGGGCGAAGAGGCGAAGAAGCUAGCAUCACCCCAUCCCCAUCUCAACAAAUCCCAGUCCCUGACUAACAGCCUCAGCACAUCUGACACCUCCCAGCGCGGGACCCCCAGUGAAGACGAGGCCAAGGCCGAGACCAUCCGCAACCUGAGGAAGUCUUUCGCCAGCCUGUUCUCUGACUAA